AUGGGCGUCGACCGCCCGAUCACCGAGUUCUUCAAGCCGCUCAAGGAGAACAAACGCGGGCACAAACGACGGCGAGAGCAGGAGGACGCAGAUGAGUCCCCCGGCGCGAAGGCACGCAAGGCUGGGUCCAGCAAGGCCUCCUCCUGUGUCCUCCGCAGUACUGUCACGGCGAACAAGAUCAAGAACACGGCCCCUCUGGAUGCGAACCGAAUCGAUGAAUCAGCGGGGGCGAACCGCCGGGAAGUAGGGCCCUCGUCGUCCGUCUCGCCUCCGAGCAUCGGUAUAGGGCGAAGCAGCUCAAAACCACUGCUGCUGGACGCAGGGACGUCGCUCAGCACGCCCAUCGGAUCGAGGAUCAGCGCCCUCACUCUGCAUACGCCACCGCUCACCGGCCACCCGCCCGAGAAGCGGCCGACCGUGGGCGAUGCUCGUGUAGCAGCUGCGACGAAGAGAUUUCCUGACCGCCAUGCUCUGCCUACUCCUGUCACCCUCCCCCGUCGACGCACCUCGCGCGAGUCGCCUCCUCCGGGGCCGAAGUCCUCGCAGGAUCCUCCGAGCAGUCCUCCCUUCAAGUUCCCCUUCAGAAUUUCCGAAGAGAUCGUGCCGUCGUCUCAGCCUACACAGGACUGGCUACGAUCCCCGCGCAAGCCAGCUUCUCACAACAGAGGGGACGACACCGUCUUCAAGGUCCCACGCACGCCUGUAUCGCGGCGGCGCUGGGACGACGAGGUGCCUUCGUCGCAGUCUCCGAUUGCCCUCGACUCGGAUGACUGCGUGGGCACGUCACAGUCCCAGGAGCGCUUCCCGCUCUUGGGGUGGAGGUCGCGCAGCACAUCCCCGGUCAAAUCACGGUCCCCCGUCAAGCCUAUAUCUCGGCACGAAGUUGCCUCGAGCGUCGCAGACGAAGACACCUCAUACCAGCGCAUGCUCGGCGGCUCGCAACCUCUCUCAUCCCCGCACCGGCAGGUCCCCUCCUCCCCUCCCGGCUCGCCGGCGUCUCGCCCCCUCUCUCAGUACACGGAGACCGAGCCUGGCUCGUACGACUAUCUGUGGAACCUGAGAUCUGCAGAGGGCGAGCACGCGGAGGAAGACACCUCCCGAUCGUCCAAGGACGACGCAUGUUCCCAAUCGUCCUCGCAGACGGUCCCCGGGACGUACGACGAUCGCGACAAGUGGCCGACACCGCUGCCGUCUAGGACGAAGCUUCGGGUGAAGACGUCGGUGGAGACGCAGCUCAGUACAACGUCGCCUCUGGAGGCUCAGCCUCGGGUGAGGCUGCAAUCGGAGACACAGCCAAGCGCUACACCGGCGGAGACCCAGCCAAGCGCUCCGUCAUCGGGGACGCAGUCAAGCGCUACGCCUGCGGAGACCCCGUCGUCGUCGCCGCAGUUGAGCCCAACGCAGCCGAUGACGUGCGAUCUUUGGACGGCCGAGGAUUUUGCGCACCUCAGGAAGAAUGCCGCGCGCGGUAAAGGGAAGACUGUCGCUCGCGGUGAAGGGAAGUCUGUCGCGCGCAAGAAAGGGAAUGAGGACGAUGCUCAAGGCUCGCGGGAUGGCGAGCGUGAAGCGCACGACGAGGAGCAUGAAGCGCACGACAAAGAGUCUGAAGUGCACGACGAAGAGGCGUCGCAGGCCGAGGUCAACGACUCGCAGGCGCAGUUCGACGAUUCGCAGGCAGGCCUCGACGACUCAUUUGGCUCAGACUUUUCUCUGGGAUUGUACGCUGGCGAAGGCAGCUUCCCAGACGACUUCCCUGAGUCGCUGAAGCUGUGA
Schizophyllum commune H4-8 is the source of this 1773-nucleotide messenger RNA. RefSeq lists its product as uncharacterized. NCBI's taxonomy places the organism in Eukaryota, Fungi, Basidiomycota, Agaricomycetes, Agaricales, Schizophyllaceae. Bases 1 to 1773 code for a protein of 590 amino acids. The transcript is spliced from 2 exons. The record is from RefSeq and is a predicted model, not a curated record.